Messenger RNA from Orcinus orca (killer whale), 1766 nucleotides. Its product is annotated as 60S ribosomal protein L32-like. Gene Ontology annotation, biological process: translation. Gene Ontology annotation, cellular component: ribosome; cytosolic large ribosomal subunit. Lineage: Eukaryota; Metazoa; Chordata; Mammalia; Artiodactyla; Delphinidae. The record is from RefSeq and is a predicted model, not a curated record. The coding region runs from base 1229 to 1708 and encodes 159 amino acids. The transcript has a single exon. Gene Ontology annotation, molecular function: structural constituent of ribosome.
CAAGAUGGAAAAGCUCACUGCCAGACUUUCUUUACUAGACAUCAGAUGACCAAGGUAUGAUUCUCAGAGUGUAGUCUAAUGACCACAUACAUCAGAACUGCUUGGAGUGUGUGUGUUGAAACUGCAUAUUACCAAGCUUACCCUCAGUUUACUAUAUCAGAAUAUCUAGCAGUAAAAUCCAGGAGCCUGCAGUUUCCAAAAGGAGCACACGCGAUUUGUAUAUAUACUAAAAUUUAUAUACUUCUGCAUUUAGGUCAUGAAUAUGACCACUGAUGAAAAACAUUCAGUCAGAGCUCUCGGCAGAAGUUAGAAAACACAGAAUGGAGCUGUACCCACCAGAUAAUCUUUUUAGUGCAUACAGCCACGCAAACUCAACCAGACGUUGUCUCCACAUUCAUGGAGAUGAUGGGGAACCGAAAGAUACUCUUUACACAGAGCCCCAAACACUCAACCUAAGAAGAAACCAUUGCAUGAGGAAGUUGGUGUUUGGUAAUGAAAUUUGAAGCCAGCUAUGUUCAGUGUAAACCAGCAAUUAAAAACACAAAUUGGGGAAUUUUUUGGUGGUCCAAUGGUUAGGACUUGGUCCUUUCACUGCCGGGGCCUGGGUUCUAUCAACGGUCAGGGAACUAGGAUCCCGCUGCGUGGCAUGGCAAAAAUAAACAAACAAAAAACAAAUCGAAGGAAAACUAAUGAUGGGAAGUCUUCUAAAAUGAUUUUUAUUGGAAUUAAAAGUAGAUUCAAUUUUUCAGGGACUCUGUCAUGCUCUAACUUAAGUUUGUUGCUCAGUUAGGUUGACUAAUCAAAAGAGUCAAGUGAAGUGAAAACAGGGCUCAAAACGGUAUAUAUACAGAAUGUUACAACAUAUAAAAUCAUGUGCACAGAUGGUUGGUUAAGAAGGUCAACUCGGCAGCAUGUUCAAAAAAAGGCUGAAGUGUAAAUCAGUGGUGAAGCAAGUGGGAGAGGCCAUUAUUGCAGGUUUGAGCAAGGUGAAAGCAGGUGAGAGCAUCGCCUGGAGAUGCAGAGUGGGAAAGGCUGUAGCUAGGAACUUGCAAAGAGGGAGCUGCAGGAGUGGAGGUCACAGCCCCCCUGUCAGAGCUGUAGACUGACAAGUGGGGCAGGAAAGCAGGGUUCAUUGAAGGUCUGUCCGUGAAACUCCUAAUUUGCUCUCCCCUCUCUUGCGUUAAGUAUCUGGCCAUGGGUAAGCAAAAAAUAUAGUAGAGAAUGAAUUAUGUGCUAUACGAAAAAGUCUGAGGUCCUUGGCGCUGCCUACGGAGGUGGCCGCCAUCUCUUACUCAGCAUCAUGGCUGCCCUCAGACCCCUCGUGAAGCCCAAGAUCAUCAAAAAGAGGACCAAGAAGUUCAUCCAGCACCAGUCAGACCAAUAUGUCAAAAUUAAGUGGAACUGGUGGAAACCCAGAGGCAUUGACAACAGGGUGCGCAGGAGAUUCAAGGGCCAGAUCUUGAUGCCCAACAUUGGUUAUGGGAGCAACAAGAAAACAAAGCACAUGCUGCCCAGCGGCUUCCAGAAGUUCCUGGUCCACAACGUCAAGGAGCUUGAAGUGCUGCUGACGUGCAACAAGCCUUACUGUGCUGAGAUUGUGCGCAACGCCUCCUCCAGGAACUGCAAAGCCAUUGUAGAGAGAGCAGCCCAGCUGGCCAUCAGAGUCACCAAUCCCAACACCAGGCUGCGCAGCGAAGAAAAUGGAUAGACAGCUUGUGUGCACGUUUUGUUUAAUAAAACUGUAAAAUGGCCGAAAAAAAAAAAAA